Molecule: messenger RNA, 3375 nt
Organism: Pieris macdunnoughi
Lineage: Eukaryota; Metazoa; Arthropoda; Insecta; Lepidoptera; Pieridae
Source: the annotation of a GenBank genome assembly
AUGGUGGGCGUGGGAGUGGCCGAGGGAGGCUCGGGCGGCGCCCCCGACGGCUACUACGGCGAGUACUACCCGCCGGAGCCCUAUUAUGUUCCGCCGGAGAUGUGCGCGCACCCGCCGCAGCACCCGCAACACACGCAUAUGUGCACCAUGCACGCUGACUAUACUGGCAUGCCGGUGGUAACAUCAGCGACAAUGAUGCCACAGUUGAUGCCGCCAGUGAUGGAUGAGGGCAUGCGGCACUAUCUGGUACACCCGCACCAGCAUCAUCACCAGCCGCAUCACCAGCCUCACCACCAACCGCCCCACCAUCAGGCCCCGCCGCUUCACCAACCACCCCACCCAUAUGGUCCCACAAAUGGUGCAAGCGGGCCACAGCACUUCUAUAAUCCGGGGUACACAACACACUACCAUCACGUGCCUCCGCACCACAUGCAGCAUUCACCACCACCACAACCAUUAUACUCAAAAGAUGAAAGAACUCAGCGGCAGUAUUCCAAAUUAAAACAGAAGCUGGAAAGGAAGCAAAAUAAUAGAAAUAAUGGCACAGAAAUUAACUCAGGUGCCAGUACGCCGUCACUGUCGCCACGCAAGGAACUUAAUGGACGUGGAGGUGGUAGUGGUGGAGCUUCAUCAGGAACAUGGUCUGAGGGGGAGGGUUCUUCAGCAGGUGCUUCAAUACAGGGCGACGAUGACAAUGAUACACAGGCUUUGCUAGAUUUGCUGUCUGCUACGAGAACUCCUCAGGUCAGUGAUAUGACCCCAACAACUGCUCUUGUGCAAUGGAACUCCCCAAUACCAGAAGGUGUGACUAUGCCCAAUGUUGAUCUGACAUAUGAUUUACUACUGGGAGACCGUGGUCGGUACAAGGCUAUUUAUAGUGGACCUUCACUAUCGUGCAGGGUAAGAGACUUAAGGCCUGGCUGUGAAUACUCGGUGUGUCUACAAAUCCGCGCCGGCGAGGUCAUAGGCGCCGCGAGCGAGGCUGCCAUAUUCCGCGCGCCCCCCGCACCUCCGGACCAACUGCCCUCCGCCCGCGUCACCCAGAGGCAGCGGACCUCGCUACUAUUGCGCUGGCCUACUGCCACCGAAAAUGGCGCCCGCGUCACUCACUACAUCCUCGAAAUGGACUCCGGCGAGGGCUUCGCAGAGAUCACGCGACCGCGCACCCGCCAGCACACAGUCAACAACCUCCGGCCGCAGACGCGAUACCGGUUCCGCAUCGCAGCCGUGAACGAAUGCGGCCGCGGGGAAUGGAGCGAGGAGACCGUCGUGUGGACGGCCGGAUCUCCGCCACCCGCGCCCGCCCCGCCCCUCUUGUCCGACCCCACUACCACCGCGCUCAAGCUCAACUGGGACCGCCGCGCCGAUGAGGAGUUCACGCUGCAGAUGGACGACGCGAGCCGAGGGCACGGCUUCUUGCCGGUGUACAGCGGACCCGAUUGCACUUACGUGUGCGAGGGCCUAAGAAGAGCCACGGACUAUCGAUUUCGAUUGCGCUGCGAGACCGCGGACGGCCAGGGCCCUUGGUCAAUAGAAGUGACCUACACUACGCUUCCGGAGAGACCCGGCCCUCCCGGCCGACCGGCGAUUCGCGGGAAAGUACAUUCGCGAGCGUUCAGGCUCAAGUGGGAGCCUCCCGGUGACGACGGUGGGGCCAAGAUUGACUCAUACACGUUGGAGCUCGACGGCGGUGAAGGCUACCGCUGCACUUAUCAAGGGACCGAACGGGAAGCACAUUGCGACAGAUUAUCACCGGGAACGUCGUAUCGUGCCAGAGUUCGUUGUGCAAACGUAGCCGGCGAGAGCGACUGGGCCGUCUCGGACGUUCUCUCGACCGAGGCGUCCAUUCCCGGGGCGUGUGGCGCUCCAGAACUGGUCACGGAACCUCGUGCCACUGUAGCGUCGGUUCGUUGGCGUCCUCCGGAAUGCACGGGCGGCGCUCCUAUCGCAGAAUAUCGAGUGGAAAUAGCGGGCGACGACGGCGUCGUUCGUCAAGCCUACACUGGCUCACAGGUCGAAUACACAGUGAGAGAUUUAAUACCCGGUUCUCAGUAUAGAUUAUGGGUGACCGCGUGUAACGCCGUAGGCGUGAGUGCGCCCUCGCCCGCCCUCCGGUUCGAAACGAAGGCGGCUCCUCCCGACGCCCCGGAACCUCCCGUGGCUACGAUCGAAAGUCCGACGAGUGCUCGCCUCGAAUGGAUUCCGCCCGCUUCUAAUGGCGCUCCGAUCGUCGACUAUCAAGUAGAAAUGAGCGGAAUAAACGUGGACGAUUCGUUCACACAAGUCUACCGAGGAACCGAAACGACGUACGUGGUCGAAAAUUUGACCCCGUUCACUCCGUACUUCUUCCGCGUGUGCGCGACCAACGCGGCGGGACGCGGGCCUUGGUCCGGUAUGAAGGAUGCGCUGACCCCGCGAGCCCCUCCCGCCGCCCCGACGGGCAUCCGACACGAAUCGACCGCCGACUCGCUGCAUCUGUUUUGGCGAGUGCCGGCGUGCCACGGGGCCGAGAUCCUAUCGUACCGAGUGAAAGUCGGAGAGGAAGCCUUCGAGUCCGAGGGAUCGACGCCGGAGCAGUUGGUGGAGGGCCUUGAGCCGAACACCGUGUACGGCGUUCGGGUGGCGGCUCUCAACGAGCUCGGUCUCGGCGAGUGGUCAGAGGAGGCUCGAGCGGGAACACGGCCGCGGCCACCGGCCCCGCCGCGGCUGCGAGUAGCGCAGGCGGCGCACAACCACAUUCGGCUCGAAUGGGCCGAAGCGUCGGAAGGAGUUCAGUAUUGCGUCGAGAUGCGCGCCCCGGACGCGCGAGAGUUCCGACCCGUUUACCGUGGGUCGGCCCGCGCCUGCAAGGUGAAGAAGCUGCGAGAGGCGACGACGUACUGGUUCCGGAUCCGAGCGAGCGAGGAACGAGGCGGCCGAGGCCCAUGGUCGGCGGCGGUGGCCUCCACCACACCCAGCGCUCCGCCUCCAGUGCCCGCGUCCCCAUCUGCCACUCUCACUGCCCCGAAAGUCGCGCUAGUGGCCUGGGAGCCUCUCGACGAUGCCGAGUUCGUGCUACAGUGUGCCCGAGCUAAAGAUGCCGUCUACAAACAGAUUUACUCCGGCACGGAGACGCAGUUCCAACUGGAAGAUCUGGAAUACAGCGCAGAGUAUCUGUUGCGCGUCUGCGCCGUGCGGAACGGGCUGACGAGCGCAUGGUCCGGUGCAACUCGGCUGGCCGUUGGAGCGGCCCCGGUCGGAGGGCGCACUCGGCGUCCGCGGCCUCCGCGCACCCUGUCUCCCCGCCAGGUGGCGCUAGUGAUGGCGGGCGGCUUCCUCCUGCUGGCGGUGCUGGUGGCGGUGCUAGUACAGCGGCUGGUGGAGCCGGUGCCGUGA